Messenger RNA from Oppiella nova, 4869 nucleotides. The record is from the annotation of a GenBank genome assembly. Lineage: Eukaryota; Metazoa; Arthropoda; Arachnida; Sarcoptiformes; Oppiidae.
AUGGCCACGACCGGCGCUGACAUCUCCAACAGAGACCUAUUGGCGGUGGUGUUGGACGAGAUAGCGCUCGAAGGUCUGGACGGCAUAACUGUGGACUCGCUGUGGAUGAGACUGUCAGUUCGUAUGACACCAUCCGCGCCAACGGAUCCCACGUUUGACUUGACGUCAGCCGCCGUUCAGGUGUUUGUCUUCGAGCACAUCGUCAAGUCGUUGACAAACGACAGAACCGUUUCGAUGUACUCUUUGCCACAAUCGCGACAACCGAUACGUCUGUACAACCGAUACGAGAGUGUGAACGAAGAGACGGGAACUCUCAUCGAAGACCCGGAUGUCAUCCCCGACGAUGUCUACGGCCCAGUGGUUGCCGUCACCGACCAGGAGGUGAGGGGGUCUUCGCGUGAUUACUACGAGCGCCAGAACGUCACCAAAGAGGUGCUCAACCAGAAUAUGUCGCUCCAAGAGGUGUGCCUCACAUACGGCGCCCAGAGGUUCGUCUUAGUGGCCAAUCAGUCGCAGAGGACGAGGGCUCUGAUGGGCACCUACUGUGACGCCGACAUCGACCUCACGGCCAUCCAGUACUGCAUUCUGGAGCGCAUCGGAAGACACCGUUUUUUGGGCGAAAUAACGGUCGGCAAAGAGUCGGGAGAUUACAGCCACUCCGCGAAGACGCUCUUCUAUUACCGCAAAGUACUGCUGAGGAAGAAGUUGGUCCGCAAGAAGCCGUGCAUUGUGUUCAACGCGAAGAGCGUACAGAACUGUCACGGAUUGGUCUUCACGCUGAGCCGGUUCGCCACCGACGCCCAGACGCCCACCGAAAUGAACGCCCAGAAAGUGAGCGAUUUGUUGGCGACGGCGCCGGACGGCCGACUCGACUACGACUUCGUGCGCUCGCAGUUGGUGUUCAGCAAAGCGCGACAUUUCCGCGACCUUAUGGCCAACUAUUGCGGCAAUUUUCAGGUCAUACACACCGACACCGAGUCGCCCGCGAAAGAGGGGAACAGUAGCUCCGCGGCGUUGAAGCGCACCAUACGUCUGAUUAAACCGAUCGGCGGCGGAGUGGAGGCCGUCGACGACGAAGAGGGCGGCGACGAAGACGACGAGGAGAUGACGAUCGGCGCCGACAAACAGCAGGCGUUCGUCGUGUUCAGCGCCGGCAAGAUUCUGGUGGACCGGCCGCUGAUGUCGCAGGCGUUGGCCGUCAUUGAGUCGCACGAGUCCCAGGAGGGCAUCAGUUUGCGAGAAGUGGGUCACUGUCUGUCGUUACCCAAACUGGAGGCGCGGAGUCUCGUGCGAUACCUCGAGAAAGUGGGCGCCAUAUCGACGGUGAUGGUGGACAGGGGUCGCCAAAAGGUGACGCUCUAUAUACCGAAGUACCGGAGCGGCGACGCGGACGGGGUGUUCAGUCGCGCGCGUCGGUCGCUGUCGGGCGACGCGAACUCGACGGCCAAUAAUCUGCUAAAUCGGGCGAAUAUUAUACUCGAUUGCGUUCAGAAGCAGCGACUCGUGGACCGGAUCUUCACAUUCAAGCAACUGAUCCGCGAAUCCGAGCGCAAGAACGUCCACAAAGUGUGCACCAAAACCGUGGUCCGAGUCGUGCAUAAGUUGGCGGCCGACGGACUCGUGCGGUCCAUCCGAACGAUACUCCGAUAUCAGGAUCAGGUGAAGAAACUACACUUCGUGUGCGUGCCGUCCAUCACACCGGACCACCCGCUCGUCAAAGAGCGCAUCAAUCAGAUUAAGUUCCAGUGGAUCGGCAAAUACUGCGCCGACAUUCAGUCGGACCGCUCGUUCGCCAACACCUACUCGAUGGCGGCCGACAAGAAGUCGUCGUCAAAGAGCGGCAAAAACAAUGCGGUCGUGAAUCUCGUGUACCAGCCGUCCAUCGCCCGGAAGUACGGUUUGGAGCCGAAGCUCAAGAAAAUGCUAACUCUGUACCGGUUUUUGUUUUACUUGACCCACGAUUUCGACAAACAAAACGUACCGAACACUGACUGGCGCUUCAAUAUCGACGCCCUCCCGGAUGGACAGACAUCCAAAGUCUGUACGAUUGGAGACAUCAUCCCACGACUCCCUGUCUCUGUAUUCGUGCGAAUCAUUUGGAUUUCAUUCAUAAUCCCCGACCUCCAGGAGCUGCUCGACGACCCGGUGGCCACACACCUGACGCUGUCGCAGAUAUCGCCGCACUUACGCCAGUGUCUGCUCUAUCGCCGCAAAUUCGCGUUCAAUAUCUGCGAAGCGCUGGUAGGCCUGAGUUAUAUGGGUUUAGUUGAGACCCAAUACAAGGAGCAGACGGAGAAGGAGACGACUGUCAUAACAGUGAGGAAUAAGUACUCUUUGAUCGCAAACAACGUUCAGACGGACUAUGAGUUCAAUACAAUGCGAGAGUUGCGACGGUUUGAGGAGGACUUGGAAAUGCAUUGUUUCGAGCCGUGCGACGACUGCUCGCUCGACAAACGCCUGUUCGCCCACAACCUCCGCAACUGGACCUACACUCCCGCCUAUAAGACGAAGAGCGCGUCGGCCUCCCAUCGACUGCAACGACUGUCCGGUAAUAACGAGGCGAUUGAGGCGACGUCGACGACGACCGGUGCGGACGCGAAGGAGAAUGAGAGCCAACCGAAGGCUAAAAGCAGUAAAAAGCGAAAACGAGACACAAAUAAGACGACGGGCGCUAAGAAAAAGGCCAAAGUUAGCGGUCAGUCGUCCACUCCGACCACCACUAACACUACCGCCGCCACUCCGACCAGUAGUACCUCAUCAACACCGAUGACACCAAACGCCACCAAAAGACAUCGAGCGUACGAUAAGGUGGACCUCAGGGCCAAGAGUUUGCUGAAGAAGCAGAGAACCGAUUGGACGCCCGAAGAGGACUCCUUCCUACUGGUGUGCAAAGUGGCGUCGGCUCUGUUGGACCCCAACUGUGCCACUCAUAUCUGCGUCAACAGGAAUGUGGUUCGCGACGAACUCCACAAAUACUACCCACACGUGUCCGCAGACAAGACGGCGCUCGCCUGUCAGCGACGCAUCAUUUAUAUGCUGAAGAACCCGAAUACCCGACAAAAUGUGUCCGAUUAUAUCGGGGAGUUUAACCAGGAGUUGACAAUCACUCGCCCAGACGUUCCCAAAACCCACGAACAGGUCUGGUCUGAGGCCUACCUCCAAGUGCUGCACCAAAUACUGGCGCGAAUGCAGUCCUCGCACACGACUACCGGAAACAGUCAGACAGUGAUAGCCGUGCACUCCAUGCGAGACCUGUUGUCGAGGUUUAAGAUAAUCCAUUCGCCGACACAUCUGUUGCCCAUCAGAGGCCCACUACACGAAGACCCGCACAAUGUGGUCGACAUUCACGUCAAUGUUGUCACUAAUGUCUUGCUGUCGUCGCUGCUGUCCAAACACUACAUGACUGCCAACACCGCCGGCGCCUCCAAACCGGAGGCCAAUGUGUUCGCGCAGACACUGUUCCGCAUAUAUCACAGAUAUCCGGACAGUUUGAUCCGAUCGGUGGCCACAAAACUCGGCAAAUAUGGGUUUAUGACGAAAGCGAGGAAAACGAUCGACUUGUCGACCAUUAAGUCGAAGGGAAGCACUCCAUACAGGAUAUCACAAAACUUUCUGUUUUUACUGCAAACCAAAUACUAUUUGGAAAGCCUUUUGUCGGAACAGCGACUCGAGUCGGACACCAUUUGCGUAAAAGAGGGAAAAACGAGUUUCGAGGCGGCGAUCGUCUCGUCUCUGUUCGCCUCGAAGGCCGUCCGCUUUUAUACACACAUUCCCGACAACGUGGUUGAGCUCCAGAACGACUGUCCCCUGUAUAAGACGGCGCGCAAUGCCGUGACGAACCCGAAGGACCCGCGAACCUCAUCCCGAUAUGCGCUCCACUUAUUGAGACAACACAUGAACACCAAUCAGAGCGACCGCACGAAGCAUUCGGCGGACUAUCUGUUUGUCAAUCAGUGCCGCAUCACAUCCGUGGCCACCAAUGACUUCGAUGUCGAUCUCCAAGACUUCGAUCGUCUCUUCAAAGCACAGCAACAGUUGUUUGCGAAUGAGUUGAAUGCCGUUCCGUUGACCGACGGCUCCGUCACCGACAGACAACUCGUGGCUUACAUUCAGUCGAAGCGAGAAUUAGGCGCUUCUGAGGACGAGUUGCUGUGUUUUCAGCCGAAGGACUCGCUCUUAGAUUCGCUGUCGAGACUCAAUGAGAGGCAACUGGUGUUCAGAGUGGGUGUCCGUCGAUUCGCGUGGGUUUCCGUGGAUUGGGUGCAGCCAUGGCUCGUCCACUCGCAGGUCUCGCCACCCGCUAUCCAAUUGGCCGCAAAUACCGGCGCUGAGAGUCAAUCCGUUAAGUACUUCGCCCGCUAUUGGAAGCAACCGAACGGAACCGUUGACAACAAAGUGGUCUUUAAGUUCUUGAGCGGAGUGUUGGGACACAUAAUGACAAACCCCUGUCUCCCUCAACAAAAGCUCAUUGAGUUCUUCAGCCAAACCCUACAACCGGUCCAACUCUUGGAGAUAAUAGAGCUCUUGAAGGCUGCCCUCUGUGUGGAGGCCAUCGAAUCCAAACGACUUCUGGAGCCGACAUUAUUCGCACCAAAAGUCCAGUUCUCGAGCGACGAGAAGAUCAUUCACUUCAUGGAAUGGUAUUCAAGCGAUUGGACGCAAAAGAGGUGGAGCCGUGGUUAUCGUGCAACGAGUGCCCUCCGAGGGAAAGGGGUGGGUGUGGGUCAGGAGUGCUGGGAGUCUAGACAGUCGGGGAGGUCAGUGACUACUGGUCUGGGAGUCUGGACAGUCCGACUGAGCCGAGGUUCGGAGGGCACGGGAGGUGGCGGUCGAUGCGAGAAGACAUCAGAGGAAGUGAUCAAAGAGUGA